UUAGGCCUAUCAUUCCACAAUCAAAGAAUUUCCCACAACAGUGGGCAAUAUGGCCAUAUUGCCAUUGAGGACCCAAUUUCGGGGACCAGCACCACAACAAAUGAACAAUGAUAACGAUAUCAUUGAUGAGUCACUUUACUAUUUCAAAGCGAAUGUAUUCUUUAGAACCUAUGAAAUUAAGUCUGAAGUGGAUCGUACUUUGAUUUAUAUAACCCUUUACAUUACCGAGUGUCUGAAGAAGCUGCAACGCUGUGCCAAUAAAAAUCAAGGCCAACAGGAAAUGUAUAGCCUGGCUAUAUCGAAAUUUGAUAUUCCCGGUGAGGCAGGUUUCCCUCUAAAUGCUGUCUAUGCCAAGCCACAAACUGCCCAGGAAGCUGAUUUAAUGCGCCAAUAUUUUCUGCAAUUAAGACAUGAAACCGGCAAUCGUGUUUUGGAAAAGGUGUUCGGCGAAGAUGGUAAACCCAAUAAAUGGUGGAUUUGUUUUGCCAAAAAGAAGUUCAUGGAAAAAUCCCUGUCCGGCCCAGGACAAUAAACCCUUCA
This is a messenger RNA of Musca vetustissima, 540 nucleotides long. RefSeq names its product actin-related protein 2/3 complex subunit 3 (gene Arpc3A). Gene Ontology annotation, cellular component: cytoskeleton; Arp2/3 protein complex. Gene Ontology annotation, biological process: Arp2/3 complex-mediated actin nucleation; regulation of actin filament polymerization. Lineage: Eukaryota; Metazoa; Arthropoda; Insecta; Diptera; Muscidae. The transcript has 3 exons. The record is from RefSeq and is a predicted model, not a curated record. Gene Ontology annotation, molecular function: actin filament binding. Bases 50 to 532 code for a protein of 160 amino acids.